AGUCAUUUCCUAGCAACUAUUUCAAGCGGCAUGGCGGAUAGCACUGGAACGACAUGCCAUUUGGAGCCUCGACAAGGUCAGAGGACGUCUGACACGUACAGAACUCACAACCUACCGGAAAGAUUCGAUAAACCAGUCUUAUCCGGGAACCCCGUUUUCACAUGUGAGCCAAAUGUGAAGAGAGAGAAAAGAGGAGACUGUUUCCAAGGUUAUAACACCAAACAAGAACAUCCUAUGUAUAGAACAAGUACAUCUACAUACGGUGGUGUCUCACCGACAGUACAUACUGUACCCACAAGCUGGCAUGGUAAAUCACAGAAGUUUACAGAGCAUUUGGGCUUGUCAGGGAUGUAUAGAAAUCAUUCUCUCAACACAUCGACAGAUAAGAGCAAAGUUUGAUAUUCGUAGAGUCUCCAAGUUAUCUCAAGACAUGAUGACUCUAUGUCCAAACUCAUACCUCGUGUUAUACU
Messenger RNA from Corticium candelabrum, 470 nucleotides. Its product is annotated as piercer of microtubule wall 1 protein-like. Gene Ontology annotation, biological process: axoneme assembly. The coding region runs from base 31 to 399 and encodes 122 amino acids. Gene Ontology annotation, cellular component: axonemal microtubule. The transcript is spliced from 6 exons. The record is from RefSeq and is a predicted model, not a curated record. Lineage: Eukaryota; Metazoa; Porifera; Homoscleromorpha; Homosclerophorida; Plakinidae.